Molecule: messenger RNA, 2066 nt
Organism: Bombina bombina (fire-bellied toad)
Lineage: Eukaryota; Metazoa; Chordata; Amphibia; Anura; Bombinatoridae
Exons: 2
Coding region: 45-1076 (343 amino acids)
Biological process (GO): DNA integration; DNA recombination
Molecular function (GO): DNA binding
Source: RefSeq, a predicted model, not a curated record
CUGGCCUGGAUACUCCCCUCUCGUUUGUUUCUCCCCCACAGGACAUGGUGCCUACACCGCAGAGGACAGAGGGCCCGGGUACAACGGGAGUAGGACUAUCUGUACAGCCAGCAGGCGGAUCAGUGGCAGCUGCACCAGGAACAUCUACCCCGUCAACAUCGGCAGUUGUUGGCGGGGCAGGGAGGUCCAUAAGGCACCUAGUGAGGGCAUCCCUGGCGCAGAACACGUGGAGAGCUUAUUCACAGCACUGGGGCGAGUGGGUAAGUUACUGUUACGCACAAGGCGCAGCGCCGGAAAGGGUCUCGAGGGAUCUGUUCUUGGAGUGGCUGGCAGAGAAACAUGGGCAAGGGACUUCGAAGGGCGCUAUAUCCAAUAGAAUAGCUGCAAUCUCCUUCUUUUGCAAUAUGCUAGAGUGGCCCAAUAUCACGAAAGGUUUCCUGGUGAAGCAAGUGAUUAAGGGCUGGGGAAGGCUCGAGGGUAGAGCGAAAGAUGCGCGCGAACCUGUCACAUUUUGUAGGCUAGCCAGGCUGGUGGACGCAAUCGAGGGCAUUUGCGUCGAACCCGGCGAAAGAGAACUGUUUCAGUGCGUAUUCUCCUUGGCGUUCUUUGCGGCCCUCAGGCCGGGCGAGCUGGUCGCAACCUCAAAGGAUGCAAUUAACACGGGUAUGCAGUUGGCUCAUGUCAAACUGGCGGGCGAUAAUUUGUUAUUGUUUAUCCCGCACUCGAAGACUGACCAGGAGGGGAAAGGGGUGUGGAUCACUCUGACUCCCUCGGCAUCAGGCGUCUGCCCGGUUGUGAGUACAAGGGCCUACAUGGCGCAGCGACCACGGGCCCCCGCCCAGUUCUUAGUGCAUUCCGACGGUUCGAAUCUCUCCCGGUACCAGUUCGCAGCGGUGCUCAGAAAGGUAGCGCUUGCAGCAGGUUUGGGGAAGUGUAGAAUCACCCCCCAUUCCUUCCGAAUAGGGGCUGCCACCAGCGCGGCCGCGCUAGGUUGGAAAGGAGAUCGCAUACAGAAGUUGGGCCGAUGGAGGUCCCAAUGUUACAAGUCUUACGUGCGCCCUCCAGCUGAAGCCUAGGGGGUAUUCGGUGUAGGAGGAAGGAAACUGGCGUUUUACAUUUGUUUGGUUGUGUUGUUUAGUUUUAGUCUAAGGUGAUUGACUAUGUAAUCCGUUUUUCAGGUGUGGCUACAGGUCCUUCUCGUAUCUGGAUAAUAGGGCACUCCUACGUGCACUGGGCGGCACUGAAGGCCCAUUCUCUUCCUGAGGGGCAGCAGUUGGGGAUUCCGACGUCUCAGGCAUCAAUACGGUGGUUGGGCCGUAGAGGCUUACAGUGGGAUGGUUUGCCUGCCCUCCUCCAGAAUGCCAGACAUCGAUGGGGACAGCCCCACAUCAUCCUCCUUCACAUGGGGGGAAAUGAUAUAGGGAGUGCACCUGCUCUAGAUCUCAUCAAUGCAAUGAGGUCGGAUGUCAAGUGGAUCUGUACCACGUUUCCGGGGGUUAGGCUGGCCUGGUCCAACAUAAUCCCCCGGCUGCGUUGGAGAUAUUUCCCCACACCGAGGAUAGCAUAUAGGGUUAGGAAAAAAGUUAACAGGGAGCUGGGUAGAGCAGUAAUAGAGGUAGGGGGUUUUGUGGUCCGCCAUGAACUGAUCUCAGCGGACAAAAAAGGGCUGUAUCGCCCGGACGGGGUGCACCUGUCCGACGAAGGGCUGGCGAUCUUCCUGGUGGACCUCAAAACGGCUCUGGUUAGUAAUAUUUAGCGGGUGGCGGCAAGAGCCCGGUUUAUGUGGGAGUGCCUGUCUCUUGUGGCGGGAGGUCGUAGCCAUCAACAAUUGAGGGCGGAGUCUGUAGAGGUGACAGUCGGGCUAAUGGGCGGGGGUGAUGUCCUCAGGUCGUGACCUGGGGGGCCCCGCCCCGCGGGUCUGCUGGCUGAAGAUCCUUUAGGACGUCCGCGCCUACUAGACGGAAUGGGGUGGGGCCACAUUUGUGCCCACCCUUGGCAUUUGCUAUUCCACGACAUCUGGCUGCGACCUCUUGUCAUAUGGAGCUAAUAGUUUACUAGGCCUCGAA